GCGCCAAGUCUCCUCCCAAUCGGCUCCUCAAGUCAGCGGCGUUCUCCACGCGUGUAUCCACCUCUCCGGCGGCGCCGGCUCCUUUUAAAGCAGCGCUUCCCUCCUCAGUUGCUCGCCGCGCUUUUGCCAGGCAGCGCUUCCAACUCCCGGCUCUCCCCGCGCGCCAGGACCCUCCUUCCCCACAUCGGCCGCGCUGUCCCAGUCAGUUGCGCGUGUUUCGCUCGCUGCACUUUCCGCGCCUUCUUGUGUGGAAGCAAUGAAAGCCUUUCUGUGGCCUUUGGCGCCGAGCGGCUGGUGGCCGUGCCUCUUCUUGCUCCUGCUCCCGGGCAGCUUGGCUCAAGUCUUCGGGCGACGUUACGAAGAGCGGGCUUGCCCCGACCGCUGCGACCACUCGCGGUGCCCUGAGGUGCCCGCCGAGUGUGCGGGAAGCGGGCAGACGCUCGACUCCUGCGGCUGCUGCCUUGUGUGUGCCGCACAAGAGGGCGAGUCUUGCGGAGGGUCGCCGUACGGGGAGCCGUCGUGUGCCGAAGGGCUGUUCUGUGUGCUGUCGCCCGGAGGACCCGGAGUGGCGGCUUCGGCCACGGUGCGCCGGCGAGCCAAAGCCGGCCAUUGCGUGUGUGCCAGUACCGAGCCGGUGUGUGGCACCGAUGGAAAGAGCUACGACAACCUGUGCCAGCUGCGGACCGCUAGCCGGCUUUCCGAAAGCCAGCAUCAGCUGCCCGUCAUCGCUAUCCAGCGGGGCGCCUGCGGUCAGGGUCAGGAAGAUCCCAACAGCUUGCGGUAUAAAUACAAUUUUAUCGCAGAUGUGGUGGAGAAGAUAGCACCAGCUGUGGUUCAUAUAGAAUUGUUUCGCAGAUUGCCUUUUACAAAGAGGGAAGUUCCUGCUGCCAGUGGCUCAGGAUUCAUUGUUUCUGAAGAUGGGCUGAUUGUUACAAAUGCUCAUGUGGUUACUAAUAAGAACAGAGUGAAAGUGGAGUUGAAGAAUGGUGUGACCUAUGACGCUAAAAUUAAAGAUAUCGAUGAGAAAGCAGAUAUUGCACUAAUAAAAAUUGAUACUCAGAGGAAGCUUCCAGUCCUCCUUCUUGGACGUUCAGCAGAGUUACGGCCUGGUGAAUUUGUGGUUGCAAUUGGAAGCCCAUUUUCUCUCCAAAAUACAGUGACUACAGGGAUUGUUAGCACUACCCAGCGAGGGGGGAAAGAGCUGGGACUUAGAAACUCGGAUAUGGACUACAUCCAAACAGAUGCCAUUAUCAAUUAUGGGAAUUCUGGAGGACCUUUGGUGAACCUGGAUGGGGAAGUGAUUGGUAUUAAUACUCUGAAGGUCACUGCUGGAAUCUCCUUUGCAAUACCAUCAGACAAAAUUAAAAAAUUCCUUACUGAAUCACAUGACCGGCAAUCCAAAGGAAAAGCUGUAACUAAGAAAAAAUACAUUGGCAUUCGAAUGAUGUCUCUUACUCAGGGUAAAGCUAAAGAACUUAGGGAACGCUAUGAAGAUUUCCCUGAUGUUAAUUCUGGAGCCUAUAUCGUUGAAGUAAUUCCAGACACACCAGCUGAGAUAGGAGGCCUGAAAGAAAAUGAUGUGAUUAUAAGCAUUAAUGGACAACCAAUAAUCUCUGCUAAUGAUGUCAGUGACAUUAUCAAAAAGGACAGUACACUCAGUAUGGUAGUACGCAGGGGGAAUGAGGACAUUAUUCUAGCAGUUAUUCCUGAUGAAAUUGACCAUUAAAUAGAGACAUGAGCUGGAUUUCAUGCUACAAGCAGGCACUGGACUGUUUAUAUUAUCUCUGUGCUGGUACAGAAAACAGUAGAUUUUGACCAACUAUCCAACUAUGUUUAGUGAUAUUGUAUUGCUGAAUAAAGUAAUUUUCCAAUAGAUAAAAUGUUGAAGAUGAUACUUCAGCUAUUCUUACAGUGUGCUUUGUAUCUUUUGUGGAGUCCUUGGUGCUCUCUGAGCUACAAUUCAAAAGAGACAAUAAAAAAGCUAGAAGAGACUAGAACACUAAAAAAGCUAGAAGAGACAAUAAAAAAGCUAGAAGAGACUAGCAGCUACACCCAGAUAAGCAGGGAUUAACAUCAGAAAACUAAUUAAGCAGAAAAUAAUAUCCUAACCAAGGAAUUACCAAGGAGAAAACUUCACCUCCGCUCACACAAGCUGUUGUAUAAUAAACAAAGAGCAAAGUCCAGAAUCAGUGGCACUGAUGAUGUUAUCUAGUCAUGUAAGAAACAUCUGCAAACAAGCAUCCAAGCUAGAGAUCACCAAGGACUACACAGUUCAACCUGAGUUCCAUAUGUUAUUUUUUUAUAUAUUUUUACUGGCUAUUCCAACUGUUACUACCACCUUAGUGUCCAUACGUUCUAAUCUACAAGUUAAACCACCUGUAAAACAUUACAUUGCAGUAUUCCAUUUUGAUUUUUCAUGAAGAUACAACUGUUAACAAUAUGAAAAUAUUUGAAAUAAAUGACUUGUAUGCAUGCAAGUCCGAAACCUAUGCUGAUUUUCUUUUUAAAAAAAAAACUACUGCAAUUUCAUUAACGCAUUUUCACUUAUAUAAUAUGUUAUUCCUGAUAAAAUUUAUUCCAUUUUUUUUUCAGACAAAAGGUAUUUUGAAACUGGAAUACAGACCAUUGAUUUUACUAUAUACUGUGUAAUGCACAUGCUUAUUCUAUUAAGCCAAUGCUUUUAUUCACAAUUUUCACAUAAAGGAGCACAUUACUGGUCCUUGGUAGUUCCAUCCAGGAUGUACUAUUGUGGAUAUAAGAAAUAUAAUAGGCUUAUGGUCUACCCUUUUUUCCCUGUCAUUAUUGUACAGGAUGUUCUCUAAUUGUUGACUUUUACAUAAUAUCAAAGGCCACUGAUUUGCUUCAUCAGCAGUCUAACUUUAAUAGAUCAAUGUGAAGUCAGCUGAUGGUUCAUUCCAGAUCUGUGAGCUAUUCAUGUGCUUCCUCAGUCAAUAAUCUUCCAAAGUCAAUGUACUGAAAUUGGAGAAUUGCACAGCUCACAUUGACAAUUCUUCAUACCACUAAUCUACAAUUUUAUAGAAAGACAAUUAUGUCCCAAGAAUCAUUUGAUUGUGCAAAUAUAUAUGAAAACUUUCUGAGAGAAAACCAGGAAUUACUAGUCUGUAGCUGAAGAUGAUUAACUGUUGGAAAGAAUUCUGCAGGGGAAUAUUUAAUCAGUCAAUACAAAAUGACUAAAUUAGUAAAUUAUUUUGGCUUGCUAAUGAAAACAUUUUUGCAGGAGCUUCCCGAUUUUUUUUUUUCCAACUCUUGAUAGUCCCUGCUUCAAGCAUUCUCUUUAUUAUCAUUUCCAGCUGGGUUCAUGACAUAUAAUCUAUUUAGGUGUAAAAGGCUCUGUGCCUAGGACCUACAAAAUUGUUGGGGCAUACAAAGAUAUUGUUAAUAAAAAACAAAAAUAUGAAAAAUAACAAUAAACUCAAAACCCAUACUGUAUGUUCCAUCAAUAAACAUAAAAAAUUAAUAAAAAUGAAAAAAUGUA
Molecule: messenger RNA, 3496 nt
Organism: Crotalus tigris (Tiger rattlesnake)
Lineage: Eukaryota; Metazoa; Chordata; Lepidosauria; Squamata; Viperidae
Gene: HTRA1
Product: HtrA serine peptidase 1
Exons: 9
Coding region: 257-1726 (489 amino acids)
Biological process (GO): proteolysis; programmed cell death; positive regulation of apoptotic process
Cellular component (GO): extracellular region
Molecular function (GO): protein binding; serine-type endopeptidase activity
Source: RefSeq, a predicted model, not a curated record